This is a messenger RNA of Helicoverpa zea (corn earworm), 8848 nucleotides long. RefSeq names its product transient receptor potential cation channel trpm (gene Trpm). The record is from RefSeq and is a predicted model, not a curated record. The transcript is spliced from 34 exons. Lineage: Eukaryota; Metazoa; Arthropoda; Insecta; Lepidoptera; Noctuidae. Bases 241 to 5514 code for a protein of 1757 amino acids. Gene Ontology annotation, biological process: protein tetramerization; monoatomic cation transmembrane transport. Gene Ontology annotation, cellular component: membrane. Gene Ontology annotation, molecular function: monoatomic cation channel activity.
GUCAACGGGCGAACUACCACGUGGUCACUCCACGUCCUAUAAAUCAAAAACUUUCUUACGUCAAAUCAAUGGAUAUAACCUAACACGCGCGUUUAGGAUAUUAAGAAUAAAAUGUGAUUUAUUUGUUUUGACGUCGGGAUGGCCUUUUGAUCACUUAUUGAUGAGUGCAACAGUGACGUGCUGUGCUGUGCCAAUGAUGUGAAUAUUUUUUCUGUGUUGUGUUGUAUAAAAAAAGGAGUUAUGAGUAUCCAAAAGUGUUUGCUGGAUAAUUCCAGCAGGAUGAUCAAGGCGAUGUCGACUGCUAAGUCGAGCACCAGUGAAGUGAAGAUGGGCGUCAAUAGUGGGCUGAAAAAGGUCGGCCUGGCAAUGCUGUCACUAUCAGUUCCCAUCAGUGAGAAACACAAAAAAACAACCCGCAGCUGGAUAGAGAGCACGUUUCAGAAGCGAGAGUGUAAAUACUUCGUGCCCAGCGCUAAGGAUGAGCACGUAUGCUGGUGUGGACUUAGCAAGACAGCGCAUGGUUCCAACACACAGACCGCCAACCCUGGAGAUGCAUGGGUUCCAGCCAAGCAUACGCAGUCAGCUCCAACGGACGCCUAUGGAACUGUGGAGUUCCAGGGCGGACCGCAUCCCACCAAGGCCCAGUACGUCCGACUAUCCCACGACACAAGACCUGAACUAAUAGUCCAGCUGCUGACCAGAGAAUGGGCCCUCGACCGUCCAAAGCUACUCAUCACGAUCCAGGGGGGUAAAGCCAACUUCGACCUUCAACCGAAACUGAAGAAGGUGCUACGGAAAGGUCUGCUGAAGGCUGCGAAGACCACUGGAGCUUGGAUCUUUACGGGAGGCACUAAUACUGGUGUGACCCGUCAAGUGGGUGACGCUUUACAACUGGAGCGAUCACAGCGUGCUGGCAGGGUUGUGAGCAUCGGUAUAGCACCUUGGGGUAUCGUGGAAGGUGCCAACGAGCUCAUUGGUAGAGGCAGAGAUGUGCCUUACCAUGCGAUAGCUUCGCCGAGAUCAAAACUAGCAGUACUGAACAACAGACACGCAUACUUCUUGUUAGUAGACAACGGGUCGGUUGGGCGGUAUGGCGCAGAAAUCGUUCUAAGAAGAAAGCUUGAGAAAUACAUCGCAGCGCAGAAACUACAUCCUUACACACACUCUUCAACUCCGGUGGUCUGCUUGGUGAUAGAAGGAGGCACGAACACAGUGCGUGCGGUGCUGGAAUACGUGACCGACACGCCUCCGGUGCCGGUCGUCGUGUGCGAUGGCAGUGGGAGAGCGGCAGAUCUCAUUGCUUUUGUUCAUAAGUAUGCAUCAGAGACAGGCGAGCAAACAGUCCUGGAGUCCAUGCGCGACUACCUCAUCAGCACCAUACAGAAGACCUUCGAGGUGGGCUUGCAGCAAGCAGAGCUCUUGUACGGAGAACUGCUGCAGUGCACUAGGAAGAAGAACCUGAUCACGGUGUUCAGAAUCCAAGAACGCGCGGAAGGCGGCGAGGUCCAGGAGUUGGACCAGGUCAUUCUGACAGCACUCUUCAGGGCACAGCACCUGUCUCCAAGUGAACAGCUAUCCUUGGCGCUGACAUGGAACCGAGUGGAUAUUGCCAGGUCCGAGAUCUUCGUGUAUGGACAGGAAUGGCCACCAGGUGCUCUCGACGAGGCAAUGAUGCAAGCUCUAGAACACGAUCGCAUAGACUUCGUAAAACUCCUUCUAGAAAAUGGUGUGUCGAUGCGCAAGUUCCUCACAAUACCUCGUUUGGAAGAGCUUUAUAACACCAAGAGUGGGCCCAGUAACACUCUCAGGUAUAUCCUAAGAGACGUCAGGCCACAUCUGCCGAGGGGGUACGUUUAUACGCUGCACGAUAUUGGACUGGUCAUCAAUAAGCUAAUGGGAGGUGCAUACAGAUGUUACUACACAAGACGCAAGUUCCGUCCGAUCUACGCGAAGGUGAUGAACAAGAGUGUGAACGUGCAUCGCAACAGCGCUUCCUUCACCAGGCACAACGCUGGAGGACUGUCUCUCAUCACCGGGUUCAUGCCUGUCACUACUGAGAUGGCACUCUUCGACUAUCCUUUUAAUGAACUUCUUAUGUGGGCAGUUCUAACAAAGCGUCAUCAAAUGGCUCUACUCAUGUGGACGCACGGUGAGGAGGCUCUAGCCAAGUCGCUGGUCGCCUGCAAGCUCUACAAGGCCAUGGCUCAUGAAGCGGCUGAAGAUGAUAUGGAGACUGAGGUCUAUGAAGAGCUGAGGCAUUAUGGCAAGGAGUUUGAGAACAAAGCCUUGGAGCUUCUAGACUACUGCUACCGACAAGACGACGAUCAGGCUCAGCAGCUGUUGACUUGCGAGCUGCAGAACUGGUCUGGUCAAACCUGUCUGAGCCUCGCCGUGGCCGCCAACCACCGCGCGCUCCUCGCACACCCCUGCUCACAAAUCAUCCUCGCCGACCUGUGGAUGGGAGGGCUCAGAACAAGAAAAAACACCAACCUAAAGGUAAUUCUAAGCCUGCUGUGUCCGCUGUACAUUCUCCAACUGGAGUUCAAGUCGAAGGAAGAACUGCAGCUGAUGCCGCAGACGGAGGAGGAACACCUCGAGAACGAGAGCAUCGAAGAUGAUAGAAGCACCAAGGACCCCACGGAUGCCGAGGCGUUGAUUGGCUCAGGGGCCGAAUGCGAAACUCGUGUCGAUCAGAACGGGAAAGUUGGUAAAAUAGGAUGGGAGCCUUCGUACCGAGAGCUGCCGGAGCCUCACGCCCCCGAAGACAAGAUGAUGAGGCCGCUCAGGCUAAAGAAGAAGAUUUACGAGUUCUUCACAGCGCCUAUCACCAAGUUCUGGGCCGAUUCGAUAGCCUACAUUUUGUUCCUAUUGAUGUUUACAUAUACAGUAUUAGUCAAGAUGGACCCGACGCCGUCUUGGCCCGAGAUAUAUUCUAUAUGUUAUGUAGUAACGUUCUUAUGUGAGAAGAUAAGGGAAAUCAUUACGUCCGAACCUGUUGCUAUUAGACAUAAGUUCAGCGUAUGGGCGUGGAACCUAUGGAACACGUACGACGCCGGCUUCAUCAUAUUCUUCCUGGUGGGGCUGACGCUACGCCUUCGCUCCGUGUCCAUGGACGUCGGCCGCGUCAUCUACUGCGUCGAUAUUAUUUAUUGGUACUUAAGGAUAUUGAAUAUAUUGGGAGUUAAUAAGUACUUAGGUCCUCUAGUCACAAUGAUGGGUAAGAUGGUAAAAAACAUGAUAUACUUCGUGGUGCUAUUACUGGUGGUGCUAAUGUCGUUCGGAGUGGCGCGGCAAGCGAUACUGUAUCCAGACGAGGAAGCUAGCUGGCAUCUCAUCAGAGAAGUGUUCUUCCAACCAUACUUCAUGUUGUAUGGCGAGGUGUUUGCUCCAGAUAUCGACCCCAAGUGUGGGAAUAACCCGGGAGAGCCCAAGUGUGUGACUGGCAGGUGGAUCACGCCCGUCGUCAUGACCAUAUACUUGCUCGUCGCGAACAUUUUGCUCAUAAACCUACUUAUUGCCGUCUUUAACAAUAUAUUUAAUGAAGUCAAUGAAGUCUCGCAUCAGGUGUGGAUGUUCCAAAGAUUCACAGUAGUGAUGGAGUACGAACAGAAGCCGGUGUUGCCACCUCCACUAAUAACGUUAUGUCACAUAUACGCGAUAGGCAAGUGGGUGACCAGGAACGUGUCGCACAAACGCUUCCAGUACGACAAUGGGCUCAAAUUGUUUUUAGAGAAAGAGGAUAUGGAAAGACUUUAUGAUUUUGAGGAAGAGUGUGUUGAAGGGUAUUUUAGGGAACAAGAAGUUAAAUUGUCUAAUUCUAUAGAAGAGAGAGUAAGAAAUACAACUGAUAGGGUAGAACAUAUCACGACCAAAAUGGAAGACUUGAAUCAAAAAGCUAAUUGCCAAAUACAAUCGGUUCAGAGUGUAGAAUUUAGGUUAAGAAAGUUAGAAGAUGUGGCGGAACAGACAAUGAAUCACUUAGCGGUGAUCCAUCGGUUCAUGGCGACUCACCCGUCGCUUGUGAACCGAGGUUCCACUGACACCCUGGGACCUCCACCACCUACCUUCCAGGCUGGAGCGGCUAGGUUAAGAACUGCUAGUGAUCGAUCUGAGGUGCUGUCGGACAGCGACACGGGCGCCGCGCGCUUCGCGGUACGCCCGGUCCAGGAGGAGGACGAGCGAUCGCGACCCUCCGAUGAUGAGUUGCCACAGUCGGGGCCCGAAGCUGCAGUGGAGAAGGAACCAGAAGCUGACUCGAUAUCCACGUCAUCUGGGGAGGGUCAUGCGGGUCCUAACAUCACGGUCGUGAAGGCACAACCUCCCAUCACUCCGGCCAGACAGAGAUCCUCCGAUAGCAACAGGACUGAACCUAGUGAUGAGAAGAAAGAUAUCUACCUGCCUCCUCGUCUAGUAGCGUCGUCAACAGAUGAUGCAUUCCUACCUGAAGUUCGCGAGGUACCGUCAGAUCUACACAGCCUGCGACCGCGCACCACUUCAGCUGGAACCAGACGUACUGCCAACACGAGACGGAGACGGUUGUGGAAACAGCGUUCGGAGGGCGGCAACGACUGCGGCAUGGGUGGCCACUACUCCGCCCAACACCUGGCGCCGCGACGUCAGCACAGCCAGACGCACUCCGAGCCUGAUAACUCUGCUGUCGACGCUGGAUCAGUACACAACUCUGUUACUGGGACAAGCCGUCAGUCAGGUUGGGAGGUUACAGGCGGGGCGGCAGGCAUCCCGUCGGGUCGCAGCCGGGUCGGCGGAGCGCCGCGUUCCCUUCUGCUCGCCAUGCACGAGUACACCAGCAUCACUGAUGAGCUGGAGACUGUGUAUGGACUCUUCUCUCCGCCGCAUACGCCCAGGACACCAAUAACCUCUCGUCUCCUAUCACCGGCUCGAGCGGCCUCGCCCUCGGUCCGCCGGCGCCACGCCAGCGAGAUGUCUAACCCUGAGUUCGCGCUCUUCAUGGAGAAGGAACACCUUCGUGGCGCUGAAGAAGAUGACUACAUCAUUAUGGAGAAUCUUAUCCAGAGGCGCCUAGCAAUGGGUGGUCUGGACAGAUACGAGGAGGAGGAGGGCGGGGAGGGCGAGGGCGGCGAGGGGGGUGGGGUGAGCGGCAUCAGCAUCAGCGUGUGCGUCAACAGUAGUGCGGCUGAUGAGCACGCCGUGCCGCCGCAGACCAGCACGCUGCUCACUGUUAGUGACCGUCGGCUGCCGCAUCAGAGGCACUCGUUGAGAAGAUCAUCGGCUAUCGACAGUCGCGAGCUGCCGUCGCCGCUGCAACCACUGUUGGAUGAUGAUGCAUGCGGAGAAGUACUCCUACCUGUACCGAGGCAGCCUUCUGGCGAUACAAACGCAUCAAGCGAGCUUUCCCUCUCGCACAUGGUGAGCGAGAACCUCCCUCCCCGGCCGUCCAUAGUGCUGGACUCGUCGCAGCUGCCGCGCCAGCGCUCCGCCGACCAGCCGCCCUCGCAGCCGCCCGCGCCGGCCAGGCCCGAGACCAUGUGCUGAACCUGGCUGGAAACUAGCAAAACCAACAAAGUCAACAUUCAAGACACAGCCAGCUCGUAAAGGCGACAACCAAAUAAAUUACUAAAUAACCGAACAGUGACGGACUGACUUAGCGGAGUAUUAGUCAUAAUAUUUUUAACACCAAAUACUUAACGUUAGAGUUUCGACGACUUGUAGCGCCCUUGUAGGCCUUUUGGGACCCUUUUCAAUGUUACCUAGUUGAUACUCUCACCACUUGAUAUAUAGGUUAGAGAGUCUAGCACAAGUUUAGCGAACUUUUUCAUUUCUGUCAAUUUUUUAUGCGAUUUUUGGGUCUUGAUCCCUGAAUCUAAAUUCCUUCUUAUCGACUGGUAAAAGUCCACGUUUUUUUAGCUUUAUACAUUUUCCGUACUCGCUAAAGAUAUUUUGAAGAAAGGGGUAUCAUUACAACGAAACUAAGAAUCUAUUCUACUACAUUUUAUGCAACUAGCUAAACCUACUUUGCUAUUAUAAACUUGUGCUAGGUUCUUGAAAGGUCGACUUCAUACAAUAAGUGGUCUGUGAGACCUACAGUGUACGCUUAACAUCUACUUACGAAUAUUGGACAAAGUUUCUGGAACUUUGUUACGUAUUUGCAUUGUAUGGAGUCAACCUUCCGUACCUAUAUGUUUCGUGGUCUCGUCUUCUGUGUGAUGCUAACAGACUGAAUUGUACACAAUUCUAAAACUAAUCAUAUCGAUCUUUUCAAUUACUACAACUUUUCUAAACUUAGCCUUCGGUUCUGUUUGUAAACCUAUAUCAAUCAGACACUUGCGUUAGUUACCUUAUAUAUCAUACCUACUUAUUUCAUCUUCAAAGAAAUCAGUCGAAUAUUAUUAGGAACAUUCAUUACGACGAAGACUGUGAAUUACGUCUAUUUAUUUUACUUAAAAUGGGCCUUGUGCUUAAUACUAUAAGGUUCAAUAUCACUUCAGUCUAGCUUUCUCCUUCGUUGGAGGGAAUUUAUAUUUAGCUGUAAAUACGCCGAGUGUUGCUAAUUUAAUAUAUUGUCUGUAGAUACAUGGUCCAAUGCAUGUCAUUUCGUACUCGUUUCACUUAGAUCGGAACUAAGGAGUAGGAUCGUUUUGUACUCGCCUACUUUAUUAGUGGAGAAUUAGCAUAAUAUGUCACAAGUGCUGAGGACAAAACGCUUCGACGUGAGUUGUCCUACUCUCGAGGUUUGUACAUAGCUUUAUAAAGAUAUUGUACAGAAUACGGUUCAGAAAUAAGAACUAAGAGAAAGACAAACGACAAUACUAGUGCUCACUUUGUAUAUACUGUUGUCAGAGUUAAAGGAUUUAAUAAAAUGGUACUGAGGUUUAUUAGUUAGGACAUAGUAGUUAUUACAAUUCGGAUGCAUAUAGUAUGAAACCUGUUGAAGUUUAAGAGUUUACGCUUCCUCGAAGCUUUCGGUCGGUGAGCACUAAGCCGCGUCUCCGUUGUUUUACCAGUUUCUAACUUUGAACAUAUCAGAUGCAAUUACUAAAGUAAGUCAUUAUUUCUGCAAUCAAUUACAGUUUUGGAGUUUUACAAGUACUUGUGUAUCCCGUUUUGACUUUACUCCGCUUUUUUACCAAGCUUUCAUAUAAAAAAUGAAAUUUAAAAUGCAGAAAAAUAACUAAUACGUGAAUGUAAUAAUAGUUUACUUGUGACAUUUGUGAGAUUUUACUUUUACGACCAAAUAAAAAAGCGGAGUAAAUGUAACCUCUAUUUUAUUUGAUGAUUGUUGAACAAUUUAUUAAUGUACAUUUUAAUACUUAACACUUGAAUACCCACUGUAAUAAAAUGGGUCAUAAAAUCUAUUUUAAAAUAACUGUCGGAUAACGUAUCUGGCGAACAAUUAUUUAAUAAAGCUACCAAAAGUAUUUUAAUUAUUUCGAGUCCCCUCAAUAAAUAACGGUCAUCACAAUGUGUUCAAUUAUACCAAAUAUUUUGUGCAAAUUUUUACCAUUUUUAUUAUAUGUGCAGUACAAUGAAAUUAAAUUCAUCUUUGUAAAUAAUCGUAGAAACAUGAAAUUUAAUAUGAAGGUGAUUAUUGUAUAUUUAUUAGGAGUUUAAUUAAUAAUAUACUGAUUAUAUUAUAAUAGAAUUAUUAAGCAUCGAUGUAUUGUUAAGGAGAAGUGAUGCAAUAAAUUAUUUUACUUUUAGUAGACAAUUAAAGGGGAGUUUUAUCAUAUCUCUUGUUCGCGUCGGUCGGGCGAUAUUAAUAAAGCAAUAAUUUUGUACGUACCUACUUCAUACAUAUUUCUAUGGCUUUGUAAGUGCUGAAAACGCAACAAUAUUUUAUAUUUUCGACACAUUACGUACUUAUAAUGUUAUGUUUUUAAACUACCAGCACAACCAAUAUGACGUAUCAAAUACUGUAGUUAAUUCCUAUGAGUAUUUUUUAUCUAAAAUAUUCGCGCUUAAUCCAUGUUUCAUUUGACCUAAAUACUUUACGAAGUAGUAACAUUCUAAAAAGCUUUCAUGAUUCAAAAAUUCAAUCAAAGCAUUUGAUGCGUCAAAAUGAUCGCGCAACUAUUAAAUAAAAUGACCUUUUCCAAAGUACUUACGCCAGUAAUCGUAAUAAUUUCCGUUGAGAGCGUUAGGAAAACUUUGUGGGGCAUAUAAUACGUAGUUGGGGCAAUAAAGGGACAGUAGCCGGCCGGUAUCCGCACUAUAUCCGUAACGGAUAUCUCUACGGACUUGUUAUUUUCCCGAUAACCGAAGAAAUUGUGCCUGCUAACGUCUUCUGUGAAGCAUUGGAAAGCAGUAACGUUUGAAAUCAAUAUUGAUUGAUCGAAAGUAUAAAUGCAUGUUUUAUUCUAUAAUAGAAAUAAAUUGAAACAUUUUAGUUAAUAAUACACAAUCGUUUUCAUUGCACGAGAACACGUCCUCAUUAUUUGAGAUUCACAGAACAGAGGAAUUGAAACGUUAAGCUGCAUGUUACGUUCCGAAUAGUCCAAUUAAGUAUAUUCCAUAUAGUUUAUGUGUAUGAAAUAUUUUACGGAGAAUAGCGAAUAAUGUAAUUGUACAUAAUGUGUAAAUGUUAAAGUUGUUAUUUUUUACCAAAAUGUAAUGUUGUAAGAGCGAGCGAAGCGCUUCCAACAUCCCGAUGCUUUACGAGCACAAUCUUUGAAUCAUCAUUUUUAAAUCUUAGAUCAUCUUUUAUCUUCAGCACAACGUUUUGAUUAAUCAAGAGAAACGACUUGUCCUUAUUGGGAUAUUUUAUUCUAGACUCGAUUCAUUCAAUAUUUUUCAGAGUGAUAAAACUACUUCAUCUGAGUUAUAAAGUAUGUACAAUGGUAAAAUAAAUAUUAUAUUUGUGAUAUUACAA